AAACAGAAUGGUUAACACAUCUAACGUUGUUAUUUUCCCCCGUUUUUUUUACUUAGGAAGAGAUGAUUGCAGUUUCCAGGAAUUUCCCCCCUCACAUUACUGUUAAUGUCAUUUUAAAAAAAGAAACCGAUGCUGUAGAGACAUGUUGGGUGACACAUGAGUGGGUUUCACUGGGGGUUUCCCAGACACAGUGUCUGGUUUGGUGCAAAUCCCAGACAGAAGCUGUGUGACUGCAGUGAAUCUACAUUCUGAGGGGGGGCGUGGUCACCAACAUCAAAACUCCUCACCAACCCACCAACCCACCUCUGGUCUCUGGUCUCUGUGACUGAAGGACGUUACUGAUGGUACUGUCGGGUACUUUUAUGGUUCACUUCGGGAGUGUCGGGUCCUCUUUGUCUCUGUGGACUCUGAUUGUGUGUCUGAGUUCUGCAGUCUGGACCUCCAGUGAAGGUCAGCCUCGUGUGGUCGGGUCUCUUCAGCCAAUCGUCGCCGUUCUGGGCGAUGACGUCAUCCUGCCGUGCCGCCUGCAGCCUUCGUUAAACGUGGAGCGGCUGACGGUGGAGUGGUCGAGGCCCGACCUGAAGCCCGACCCCUCAGAUCGGCUCAGUCGGGUCGACUAUGUGCACCUUCACAGGGAUCGGCGGGAAGACACGGACAUGAAGCUCCGGUCGUACGUCGGGAGGACGGAGCUCUCCGAGGACGGCCUGAGGAGUGGAGACAUCUCGCUCAAGAUCCUGAACGUGACGCUGGAGGACGGAGGGAGAUACAGAUGUUUCAUCCCGAAGUUAAAGGGCCCAGUGAAGGACUCAGUUGUUACACUUGUUGUAGAACCAAACUCUGUUCAAACGACAACAGAGACGCAGCUGGGUCCCAGAGAUCUCCAAACUCCAGAUCCAAACAAUGAGACGAACGUUAAAGCUGGUCGUUCCCAUCCUGGCGCUCUGAUCGCUGUGGUUGUCUGCAUCUUACUGGUCCUGGUUGGUGGAGUCGGUGUAUAUUUACUUAAACACAAGAAACAACAGAAACUUCUGAAGUAUGACGAUGCCCCAAACAAACCAUCUCCAGUCUAGGUGCCUUGCUCAAGGCCACGUUGGUAGUUGAUGUUAAUGGAGGUGAGAGUGUUUCCCUCUUCUUGGAUCUGUCUCAUCAGUUCAGGGGAUUCAAACCAGGCAGCAGGUCCAGCUGCAAGUGAACCAGCUGAUCAGCAGCAGUGAGACCUUCAGAUCUUGGAUCCUGGAGGAAGUUGACCCUGUUGGAGAAAAGUCGACUUUAAACGGACUCCUAGUCCAACUGAUGGAGGAUCUUCUGGGAACCUUUGGUUUGGACUUUAAAAACUGUAAAUCAUCUUGUGGGCAGCGAGAAGUUACAGUUUUUUGUGAUUUUUGCACCUCAUCACUAAUUUUCAGCUCUCUGAGUCAGCAACUGGAGACCGUACUUCACUUUGGACCUCAAAGCGACUGAAAAGCUCGUCCUGUCCCGAUCACACAGAAUUAAAGUUUAAUUCUGGCAUUGUAUCUGGCAGAACUUGUUUAACAGUCCUACCUUCCUCUUCCUGCUAAUCAGGAAGAUUAUUUGUGUCCAAAGGAUUUGAAUAAAACAACACCACAUGUUGCCCUCUGAUAGGUCAAAGCAGGAACCGGAUGCAGCUGCUGUUUUACACAUGACUACAUUCAAACAGAUUGCACCUCCUAAAGUAGUUCCUCCACAGAGAUUGUUAUUUACACCGACCAACUUCCAGGUGGAAAUGCUGCAACGUACCUCCAGUUAUGAGACGUUAUGCCAAUAACAUUUGUUUAAACUGGUAAAUAACGUCAGUUAGCUUAGCAUAAUCAGAGUGACUACUGACUGUGAGACAUAAACUGUAUUUCUGCUUGUAUGCUCUAAGUUGUAUUGUGCAACCUGAUUUAGUGAAUAAUCAGUCUGAAACAAAUUAGUAGUUAGCUUUAAGUUAGUUAGUUAGUUAAACUUUAUUUAUUUGUACAACUCAGUCUUACCUCUGACUGAAUGAGAAGAAUAUGGGGUAUUUUUGUAUUUUAAGGACCAAUGUUACAAGACGUAAAGGGGAAAUGUGAGUUAGUUAAUCCCCACCUGUUUAGACUGAUCUGAAUCACAUUUAACUGUGAUAAAACUGUGAUUCAGCAGAACGCAGUGUCUGUGUUUUUUGAUGAAAUUUAAUUUAUAUUAUGUAAGUUAGGAUGAUAACUGAUUUGUGGUCACCACUCGUUCAUUCACUAUGACUGUGAGAAACAUUCAGAAUACAAGCUGAGGUUGUCUGGCACAUUCAGAGCUGAUUUUUCUGUUUUUAUAAAAACUAAAUUUAACUUUAAGAGCUCUACACUCCCUGAACAUCAGCUGUGAAAGUGCCUUUGAGCAGGGCACCUAGCCCACACCAGAAUGUAUACACAUUUGUAUAUUGUCAUUGUUGACAUUGUUGUUUAUUGCGGGGGAAAAAAUCAAUUAAAUUGCCAUCAUCUUGAAUGUUAAAAUAUUUCUUGAACUUAAGUUAUUUAUCUAUAGUGUUAUGCUGUUUAAACUCUGAAUAAAAUCAUCCACAGUGGGAUUAAAUGUUAGUGUUUUAGUGUUCUUUACAUUGAGUGUACUUUAUUUUAUAUUUUACAUCUGUUACAUUCUUGAUGUUAUGAGGUAGUACAGUACAUUCAAGGUGUUUAAAAUAAGAGUUUGCCCUAUUAUUAUUUUCAAAUAUUUCUGAUUUGAUGUUGACUUUGUUAAUUGUUAACACAGCGGGUAAAAGUCAAAUAAAUCCCAUUUUCAAACAACCA
This is a messenger RNA of Morone saxatilis (striped sea-bass), 2780 nucleotides long. RefSeq names its product myelin-oligodendrocyte glycoprotein-like. The transcript has 6 exons. NCBI's taxonomy places the organism in Eukaryota, Metazoa, Chordata, Actinopteri, Moronidae. The record is from RefSeq and is a predicted model, not a curated record. Bases 342 to 1070 code for a protein of 242 amino acids.